Ascochyta rabiei is the source of this 1368-nucleotide messenger RNA. RefSeq lists its product as uncharacterized. Bases 1 to 1368 code for a protein of 455 amino acids. Gene Ontology annotation, molecular function: zinc ion transmembrane transporter activity. Gene Ontology annotation, cellular component: plasma membrane. Gene Ontology annotation, biological process: zinc ion transmembrane transport. The record is from RefSeq and is a predicted model, not a curated record. The transcript has 3 exons. Lineage: Eukaryota; Fungi; Ascomycota; Dothideomycetes; Pleosporales; Didymellaceae.
AUGACGGCUGGCGAUGGCCUUGUAGAAGGCCUCUCGCACAUUACUACCGAGCUGCUCCGCAAAGAGCUGCAACGCCGACAAGACGAAGUCGUGAAGCCCGAGUGCGGGUCAAAGGGCGGGAAGAAACACUACAACACCGGCAUCCAUGUCUUUGCUCUGUUCCUUAUCCUAUCCCUGAGUACGGCAGCUUGCUCUUUCCCCAUCGUCGUCAAGCGCUUUCCCGGUAUCCCAGUGCCUUCUCGCUUCCUGUUCCUCUCGAGACACUUUGGCACCGGCGUGCUCAUAGCAACGGCCUUUGUCCACCUCCUGCCCACCGCUUUCGAGUCGCUCCUCGACCCAUGUCUUCCACACUUUUGGAACCGAGGCUACCCGGCCAUGCCCGGGCUCAUAGCCAUGACAGCCGUCUUUGUAGUCGUGGGCAUUGAGAUGUUCUUCGCCUCCAAAGGCGCUGGACAUUCGCACGCGGUCGACUACGAUACGCUUGGCCGUGACGCCCAUCACGCGCACCCUCGGCCGAACCACAAGAGAAGUCACAGCUUCGGACGAUAUAGUGCUGGCCCAAAUGCCAACGUCCCCGGCAUCGUGCUGCAUGAUGUAGAGGCGUCUGAACAUUCAGGCCUCAUGGGAGGACAGUCGCCGGCGCUUUCGCUUGUGUCUGCUACAACACCGACUGCGCCCAACGGCUAUGCUGCUAGGCAUGGCGCUGACAGUGACGACGACUCAGAUUUCGACAUUAGCCCUGAAGAGCUCGCUCGACACGAGGCAGACGAAGAUUCAGAGGACGAGGCUCGCCUGUUGUCCCGCCCCAGUGCUCGCAAACCAAACACCAACCCCCGCGAACCCUCCCCGGAGACAACUGAGAAGACAGAGGCACAGAACAAGAAGCUGCUGCUACAGUGCCUGCUUCUUGAGGCGGGUAUUCUGUUCCACAGCGUCUUUAUUGGUAUGGCCCUAUCGGUUGCAACUGGGACGUCCUUCAUCGUGCUUCUCGUGGCCAUCUCCUUCCAUCAGACAUUCGAAGGGUUCGCGCUCGGAUCUCGCAUCAGUGCUAUUCGCUUUCCUGUAGGCUCACCUAAACCCUGGUUCAUGGCGCUGGCCUAUGGGACUACCACGCCUGUUGGACAGGCUAUUGGUCUUGCAAUCCAUACACUCUACGACCCUUUCAGUCAGACUGGCUUGUUGAUGGUGGGCUUCAUGAACGCUAUCUCGAGUGGGCUGUUGCUGUUCGCUGGUCUUGUCGAGCUUCUUGCCGAGGACUUCUUGAGCGACGAGAGCUACGUCACUUUACAGGGCAAGCGGCGACUGCAAGCUUGUGGCAGUGUCGUUGCUGGGGCGCUGCUUAUGGCAUUAGUCGGCGCGUGGGCAUAG